AUGGAGAGCAGCCGCGGCGAGCGACCGCCUGAAAUGCUGCGCUGCAGCGGCGGGAGCCGAGCCGCCGUGGGGGGAGCGACCCACGCCGCUGUGGGGGGAGCCACGGGUGCAGUGCACACAACCAUCAUGUGCUACGACCGCUACGUGUCCAUCUGCAAACCCCUGCACUACGGGGUGGUGCCUCCAGCCCUUAACCCCCUCAUCUACAGCCUGAGGAACCAGGAGCUCAAGGUUGCAGUGAGGAGAUUGAUGGGGAAGGAGCAGCAG
Messenger RNA from Melospiza georgiana, 267 nucleotides. RefSeq names its product putative olfactory receptor 2I1. The transcript has 4 exons. The annotation marks the transcript as partial. Lineage: Eukaryota; Metazoa; Chordata; Aves; Passeriformes; Passerellidae. The record is from RefSeq and is a predicted model, not a curated record.